This is a messenger RNA of Colletotrichum karsti, 1491 nucleotides long. RefSeq lists its product as uncharacterized. Gene Ontology annotation, biological process: transmembrane transport. Bases 1 to 1491 code for a protein of 496 amino acids. Gene Ontology annotation, cellular component: membrane. The record is from RefSeq and is a predicted model, not a curated record. Lineage: Eukaryota; Fungi; Ascomycota; Sordariomycetes; Glomerellales; Glomerellaceae. The transcript has 10 exons. Gene Ontology annotation, molecular function: transmembrane transporter activity.
AUGCUCCAAGACAGCAUCAUGUCUACCGAAGGCACAAAACACGACACCGUGGUGUCAACUGAGACCGAGUCUGAACUCCGGUCCCAGGAGGCACCGUCGAAGGGAUUGUUCUCUACAAUCGCCCGGAAGAUAUGGGGCGAUGAUGUUCGAGAAAGGAAGUACAUACAAAAGCUCGACAGUUUUCUAUUCUCUUACGUACUUCUCGGUUACUUCAUCAAGUACCUAGACCAGAACAACUACAGCAACGCGUUCGUCAGCGGCAUGCAGGAGGAACUCGGGCUCUACGGAAACGAGAGGAAUCUUCUCAACACAUACUUCAACAUCGGCAUCAUCCUGGGUACCAUCCCAGCCCAGAUGAUUCAGCUGAAAUGGGUUCGGCCGUCGAUAUGGAUUCCCGCUUGCGAGCUGGCUUGGUCUGUCUUGACGAUGGUCAUGGCAAGCGCGAAGAAUGUCGAAACGCUUUAUGCUCUUCGGUUCUUUGUCGGCCUGCUGGAAUCGUGCUCAUUCCCGGGUUUCGCCAGCAUUCUGGGGAGUUGGUACGGGAAGUCUCAGCUUGCGAAGAGGAUGGCCUUGUUUGAGCAGACUGCAGCAAUCGCCGCCUUCUUCAGCGGAUAUCUUCAAGCAGGUUUGUACACCGGAAUGAAUGGCACGGCAGGGUUGUCAGGCUGGCGGUGGUUAUUCAUCAUGGAUGGUGUCAUUUCAAUCCCGAUUGCGUUGUAUGGUUUCUUCGCGCUGCCGGACUUGCCUCACAACACGAGGGCAUUCUAUCUGAAGAAAGAGGACCGAGAGUACGGCAUGGAGCGAAUCAAAAAGAUGGGACGUAAGCCGCCGUCAAAACUCACGCUCAAGGGCAUCAAAGAUAUUUACACCUCGUGGCAACUCUGGGCCUUCAUCCUGCCGUAUCUUAUGGUUGCCGAGGCUGGUUCCGGCACCGGAUACUUCAACCUUUAUCUCAAGGCAGAGGGCUACAGCGUAGUCAAGACGAACAUCCUCCCAACCAUCGGCAAGCAACGUCAUCCAAGUCGUUGCCGCGUUUUCUUUCUGGUGCUGGUGUCGAACAUCUUAUUAUCGGUCUGGAACGUGCCGAAGGCAGCAUUGCUGGCCGCGUUUUACCUGAGCUACACGGGUGGUGCAGCACAGCCUGUGGUUAUCAGCUACGGGCAUGAAAUCACUCAGUGGAAUGCCAACCUGCGCCAGCUUCUCGUGGCUACGGGGAAUAUCUUCACUUACACCUUCAGCGCAUGGAUGCCAGUUGUGCUAUUCCCAACGUAUGAUGCGCCCAAGUACAAGUAUGGCUAUCAGAUACUCAUCUUGUUUGGCGGUCUCGCCGUCAUCGGCAUGUAUCUUCUGGAUUACCUGUACAAGCGGGACUUGAUGCGGAAUCCUCAUCUUUAUGAGACGGAAUAUGAGUCCGACCCUGAGCAAGAUGACACAGGUGACCUACACAGCCAGGACGGGCUCCAACCAGGCCAGGAUGGAGAAAGACGAUGA